Molecule: messenger RNA, 1594 nt
Organism: Oryza sativa Japonica Group (Japanese rice)
Lineage: Eukaryota; Viridiplantae; Streptophyta; Magnoliopsida; Poales; Poaceae
Product: transcription factor bHLH94
Biological process (GO): regulation of transcription by RNA polymerase II
Molecular function (GO): RNA polymerase II cis-regulatory region sequence-specific DNA binding; protein dimerization activity; DNA-binding transcription factor activity, RNA polymerase II-specific
Source: RefSeq, a predicted model, not a curated record
AGUCGCCUCCGAAAGCUACCUCUGCCUUUUUCACCCUCCUCCAUCCAUUCCCAGCUGCUCCAUGCUGCUGCCGCCCUCUCGUCCUCUUCCCUUCUUCACGUGUAGUCUCACCUUCCUCGCCAUCGCCAUCAUCGGAGCUCGGUCUGCCCAUGGAGAUGACCUAGCUAGCUAGCUAGCUAGCUAUAGCCUCUCUCUAGACAUCUCUCUCUUGUGUGUGGGUGGUUUGGUUUCUUGAUUGGAGCAUGGCGUUGGAGGCGGUGGUGUUCUCGGAAGGAUACUACUUCGGAUGCGGCGGUGCCAUGGCGGCGGAAGCAGCUGCAGGAGGAGCUUGGAGCUGGAGCCACGGGUAUGGCGGUGGCGUUGAUCAGGGGAAGGGGGCGAUGGAGUUAGUGGUGGACGACGGGGUGGUGAACGCCUUCUGGGACGGCGGCGGAGGCGGCGCAAGCUCUUCCCCGGUGAUGGCCGCCGUCUCGGGGUUUAUUGAGGAGCCGGACGGCGGUAAUUCCUCCGUCGCAGACGCAGCGCCGCCGCCGGAGCACGGAGGUGCGUCUGUCGUCGGACGGGAUGGCUCCGCGGCGGCGCCGGCGGCGGCCGCAGGGAGGAGGAAGCGGCGGAGGGCGAGGACCGUCAAGAACAGGGAGGAGGUGGAGAGCCAGCGCAUGACCCACAUCGCCGUCGAGCGCAACCGCCGGAAGCAGAUGAACGAGUACCUCGCCGUGCUCCGCUCCCUCAUGCCGGCCUCCUACGUGCAAAGGGGCGACCAGGCGUCCAUAAUUGGCGGAGCAAUCAACUACGUCAAGGAGAUGGAGCAGCUUCUCCAAUCCCUGGAGGCGCACAGACACGCCCGCCGCGCACGCACCGACGCCGCCGCCGCGUUGCCAUUCGCGGGCUUCUUCACGUUCCCGCAGUACUCCAUGAGCGCCGUGCCCACGACAACCACCACCACUGUAGCAGCAGCAGCAACGGAAAACGGCAAUGCCGUCGCCGGCGCCGGCGCGGGCGACGACGCGGACGCGGACGUGUCGGGGUCGAAGCCGUCCUCGGUGGCGGACAUCGAGGUGACGAUGGUGGAGAGCCACGCCAACCUGAAGGUGCUGUCGCGGCGGCGGCCGAGGCAGCUGCUGAGGAUGGUGGCAGGGCUGCAACACCACCGCCUCGCCGUGCUCCACCUCAACGUCGCCAGCGCCGGCCACAUGGCUCUCUACUCCCUUAGCCUUAAGGUGGAAGAAGACUGCCAGCUCACGUCGGUGGACGACAUCGCGGCGGCGGUACACGGGAUCGUCGAGACGAUCGAGCAAGAGCAGCAGCAGCAGCAGAAGCAGAGCUGUAGCUAGAUCAGCUAGAGUAUUUUCUUAGAACAUUUAGCAAUGGCAAAAAUGGUCAAUAUUAAUAUGCGCCAACCGUGUGUAAUGUGUGCACUUUCGAUUCUUCUAGAACUCUGUACGCUGGAUGCACAUGUACCGCAGUUACUACACCCACGUACAUUUCUGUAGUUCAUCUUCACUUCAAUUAAUGCAUCAUGGUCUACCACUCUGUACUUAUAAAAGAAGUCGUUUAGAAUAAUAUUUAAGUCAAACCUUGAGAAUAUAAAUCA